Messenger RNA from Alternaria incomplexa, 1062 nucleotides. RefSeq lists its product as uncharacterized. The transcript is spliced from 3 exons. Lineage: Eukaryota; Fungi; Ascomycota; Dothideomycetes; Pleosporales; Pleosporaceae. The record is from RefSeq and is a predicted model, not a curated record. The coding region runs from base 1 to 1062 and encodes 353 amino acids.
AUGGCACCCAUGAUGUGGGAACGAUUCGAGGCGGACUUCCGCGAUGCCUCAGUCCAGUCUCUAGCAACUCUCCUGCAUCCGCAGUCUGGAAUCACGAGCCGUGUCCGAGAGUUGGACAUCCUCGAAUCUACGCUUUCAGUUGAGGGAGCGGAUCGAGCCAUGUUAUUCAUCGCAGCAAUCCCACGAGAUAGACUUCGUCGCUUCGAAAGCACUUGGAAGGUCUCAGCCCUCAUAUUCCAAUUGGAAGCGUGCAUCGACCAGAUCUCGUUCCUGAAAGGUCUUUCAUCCUUUUACACCAGUAAUGUCGGCAAAUUGGAAGAUCUCAUUGUCAUUCUUCCCAUGGAACUCACAGAGUCAGAGAAUACUGUACAAGCCAUAGAGUUGCUACUCAAAACCUGUCCGAAGCUCUCCGAUCUCCAGCUAGACUUGUCUGCACACAGGUUGGUUGCCAAACAUAGUGUUAUGGCCCACCAUAAAACACUCGAGUCGCUCAUGCUGGGAACUGCAGAUUCUGGAAGUGGCAGGUAUUACUCUGCCGCAGACCUGAACUCUAUACUGAAUGGUUGCACCAAACUAGAAGCAUUGGCAAUAGACAUGCCACCACUAGAUUUGGGUCCUAUCUCGAAGCCUGUAACUGAUUUCAGUUCUAAUGAAGAAUAUGGGCAUGUGCUGGCCGCAGUCUCUGCACCACCGGCAUUACGAGUCUUCCGGAUCCUAAAUCGCCCCGCUUUUGACAUCGAGGAACCCUUGUCAGAUGUGCCAGUCAAUCAGGCCGCCGUCUUCUGUCAAGUCGCCAUGCAAAACUUUGCCAACCACAUUCUCCGCUUCGUGGUUGACAAAGGAUCUAAUCUACAGGUUCUUAGCAUCAAGCCCAGUGAGGAGGCAGAUCCAGCGGUAUAUGGCACAGUGGUGAAGGAUUCGAAUGGACAUCGAUGGCCUGAGUACAAUUACAUUCGGGGUCACACCACCGAUGUCACAGGUACAACCACUGUGGUUGCGCAUCCCUCGACGAACGUGGUAUUGGAUUUCCCUGAUCUUGCAGAAUUCAUGCAAUACAUCUAA